Messenger RNA from Kwoniella botswanensis, 390 nucleotides. RefSeq lists its product as uncharacterized. The record is from RefSeq and is a predicted model, not a curated record. The coding region runs from base 1 to 390 and encodes 129 amino acids. NCBI's taxonomy places the organism in Eukaryota, Fungi, Basidiomycota, Tremellomycetes, Tremellales, Cryptococcaceae. The transcript is spliced from 3 exons.
AUGUCAGACAAAAACGCCGAAGCAUCCUCCUCCACGUCCACUACCCCAGUGACCGUCUCAGUAGCAGCAUCUCGUAACGGUCGAACACCCGGUAAAGCUCACAAGGGCGAGAAGACAGCUGUGAAACGAAGUUACAUCUCCCAAUCUAUCAAGACGCCGUUUGAGAAGAGGAGGGAGAAGGAUAGGCAACAGGAAGCUAUGAAAGCUGUUGAGAAGGAGUUGAAGGAUGAUAAACAGGCUGAGAAGGAUAGGAAAGUAUCGAUCAUCAAAGAACGAAGAGAAAGAGCAGCAGAGAAACAGAGAAUGGAAGAUAUGAAAGCCAAGAUGAGUGCGAAGAAAUUGCAAAGGAUGAAGAAGAGGCAAGGAAGAACCAAGAAGAUCAACGGAUAA